Messenger RNA from Macrobrachium nipponense, 937 nucleotides. Its product is annotated as dnaJ protein homolog 1-like. Lineage: Eukaryota; Metazoa; Arthropoda; Malacostraca; Decapoda; Palaemonidae. The transcript has a single exon. Gene Ontology annotation, cellular component: cytosol. Gene Ontology annotation, molecular function: protein-folding chaperone binding. The record is from RefSeq and is a predicted model, not a curated record. Bases 1 to 852 code for a protein of 283 amino acids.
AUGGACGACAUUUUCCAUCAGUUCUUCGGCACCCACGGUAAUUUUAAUCACUUCUUUAAUAACUCUGACGACGACGAUGAUGAUGAUGAUGAUGAUAUUCGUAUGAUGUGGAGAGGCAUCAGUAGUAGGCAUCGAAUGGGAGGUUUCAACUGUAAUCACAAACACUAUCACAGGGGGGGAAGGCAUCAUCAUCAUCAUCAUCAUCAUCAUCAUCAUCAUCAGGAUCCUCCAAUCUACCGGGACCUGUACGUGACUCUCGAAGAAAUAGCUCAAGGAGUAAUCAAAAAGAUGAAAAUCACGCGGAGUGUGUUUAGCGAUGAUGGAAAAUAUACCACCAGGAGAGAAGAGAAAAUAUUGAGCAUUAACAUUAUGCCCGGUACAAAGGAUGGUUUUGAGAUCAAAUUCGAAAGAAUGGGAGACGAGUCGCCUGGCAAGGUCCCGGCUGAUAUCAUUUUCGUUAUUAGGGAAAAGCCUCACCCGCAUAAGAGAGACGAUACUAAUUUGAUCUAUUCGGUCAAAAUCCCCCUCAGAGACGCCUGGUGUGGUACCAGCGUGUCUGUCCCUACUCUGGAAGGCCAAAGGGUCACACUCGAUGUCAAAAAUAUAAUUAUCACACCUCAGACGAAGAAGAUACUCUCAGGAUAUGGUCUACCUUUUCUUGACAACCCUUCCAGAAAGGGAAAUAUCAUUGUUCAUUUUGACAUCCAAAUUCCAGAUUUAUUGCUAGAAAACGUCAGAAAUAAUCUUUUCAAAUUAUUGCCGAUAGUCGUUAAUGCAUCAUUAUUAUUAUUUAAAAUAAUAAUAAUAAUAAUAAUGAAAUUUAUCACGUUCCCAAACACCAGAGAGUCUUAAAGGAUCGAAAAAAUAAUAAUUCUCUCUCUCUCUUUCUACUUGUCUCGUGAGAAAAUUCUUGUUCUUUUUUUUUAAAAUCAAUUUU